AGACGUCUCAUAUCGUGUCACAUUGCAGCUGAUCGAACUGCGCGUUGCUAUCCGCUCGUCGAAAUUUAUGAAGCUGAAGUCUGCCGUUGAUGUCAAAGCUUGACCUUAAAACUACCUCAUCACAUUUUCCUCCGACCCCUUCAGUAUUGGAACUUCCUAGUGAAUACCUACCGCCGUAUCCCGACCAAAAUCUGAAUGCGCCACUAAAUUAUUCUAAAAAUUAUUUGUUCAAUCUACCUCUUUCUGCUGCCUUUGUGUCUAGAACAGGUAUGGGCAGUAAUAUAGCGCUCCCCUCGCAAGGUGCCUGCAGGAUUUGUAAUUUCGCGGGGUUGAGUGCGAUCCUUCAACAUGGGACCUUUUGCAUUCUUCUGAACAACAUUCCCCCAUUGAUUACGGAACCUUUGAAUCAAGACUAUACCUGGGCCUUCUUUUGCAGAUUUGCCCCCCUCGGUACUUCGUUUGACUCGCCUAGUCGAGGAUCUCUACCAAUGAUUCGACUGGGCAGCGAUCGUGCUCGCCUCAUUGAAAGGCUCGAAGCGAACUUCGAGAACUCCAGUAGUCCUAUGUCAUGGCUACACGGACCCUCCGGUACAGGGAAAUCUGUCAUUGCAUACACUCUUGCCAGUCGGUGCAGACAGAAAAAUAGAUUGGCGGGCAGUUUUUUCUUCUCUCGCAGGCAUGCAAACUGCAGAAACGCACAUUCUCUCGUGUUCGCACUUGCGUAUCAACUUGGGCUGUCUCAACCGCAGGCGAAGGAGAAAAUCGUUAAAGCCCUGGACAGUGAUCCUGGUAUAAUCUCUCCCUCUCGAGAUUUGCGCGAGCAAUUCGCUCGGCUCCUCAUUGAACCUCUGGAGGCAGUUGAUUGGCGCUCUCCUUCGUGGGUGUUCGUAAUUGAUGCUAUAGAUCAAUGUCAAGACCAAGCACCCGAUCUCAUUUCACUCCUUACUCGACUUCUCUCUCAUAUGAUUGACGUGGGCCUUCACAUCUUCUUCACAAGCCGUGAUUAUAUAAAUGGAGACUCGAUCAAGUGUCAUCUCUCUCCAAUGAUAUCGGACAUUACCCUGGACCUCACUGGCAUUACUAGGAAUGUUAGAUUAUUCCUCCGCCAAUCUUUUGAUAAGAUACACAAGCGUCACCGUCUCCAAUGUCGUAGGCCAUGGCCACCGGAAGAGGUGCUCAGUUGUCUAGUGGAUAGAGUGGGACCCCACUUCAUUGCAGGAUCCAUCAUCGUAAAAUUUAUUGAAAGCCUUGACCAUGACCCCACGGACAGGAUGAAUUUUAUUGAGCACAUUUCUUUUAAUCCCUCAUCCCCUUCAGAGUCAUUAAUAGAUGACCUCUACAAAUCCAUUAUAUCCACAGCCGACGACCCAGCGCAAGCAUAUUUUUAUCUCACAAUUAUUGUGAACCUUGCUGGCAUGCUGUCGUAUUGUCAACUAGAUGAGCUUCUUAACCGAGGGCCAAACCAGAAGUUUGACAUCCGUUUCGCAUUAUCUCAAUUGUCACCUCUGGUUCACACCCCAGAUGGUCACGACAGUGCUGUGCAAGUCUGUCACGAAUCCCUUCGCAAUUUCCUGUCCGACCCUCUGCGCCGUAGAGAGCAGCUCAUCUCUGAAGCCGCGGUUCAUCGUCUGCUGGCUUACUCUUCUUUGCGUAUCAUGAUAGAGGAGUUACCAAAUUACAGCGCUCUCUGUUCCCGUUUAUCCCAGUUAGCGACGGAAAGCAGCUCUGGAUCCCUCUGUGCCUUCGACAAUGCGGAAGUUCUGUCACUUGCAAUGUAUUCACCGCCAGAGCCUUUGCCAUUUUUGUCUAUGCUCUGGCAUAUCAUGCAACGUCAGUAUGCGGGACUUCAGGUUGAUUCUCGCACAAAAUUAGCGCUGCUAUAUCUCUGCCAUACCUGGCAGAUUUUACAGCACCUCGACUUGUCCGCAGCUGACGCCCUGCCUGCCUUCCGCUUCCUAGCAAAUAUUGAAUCCCUACCUGUACUCUUGGCCUUUCCAAUAUUUCUGGCAUUUGAAUCUCCUAGAAGUGGCCAAACUCUGGGCCCAUCGACCUUGGAGUACCACCCUCGCAUAGAAACCUUGGAUGCAGUGACCGACAUUGUGACCAAUGUGCAUGCCCUCAGGGAUCAAAGCAAAGCGGACUCGGGUGCACUCGACUAUGCUUGUACUCACUGGGCCCAUCACCUUUCUUUGGCGGAGUGGGAUGAUGACCUCCGCUCCGUCGUCACUGCCUUUAUGGAACAAAAGCUCCUGCAGUGGCUCAUGAAAGCAUGGUGCCUCCAGGAUCUGGAGUCCUGCCUCCGGAUGUUGUGGGAGGCUCGGGAACUUUGCUUGGCAGUUAAUCCGCCUAUCUACUUUGAUCCUGACGCGCAACGUACCGUUGCAGACACAAAGGUCGAAGAGGAUGUCGAAAAAUCUAAUUUGGCAGCGUUGAGUGUGACAGAAGUCGUAGAUGAUAUUGAGGUUGAGGACGACCAUUUCCAAGGUCGUACCGCAGAGCACAUUUACUUGUACUCGAAGUCCAGCACCGUUGCGAGCAGAACUGAUGCCGUACAACGUCGUCGACGCCGCGAUACUCAUAAGUGCGAUGUAUGUGGGCAAACCUUUACAGCCGUAUUCAGCUUAAAGCGUCAUAUGCAGUCUCACGCCUGAUAAUCUGAAUAUGUGAAAGGUAUGACAAAUGGAUAAAUUUUCAAUGCCUUUCAGGACAACAGAUGUGAAUCUUGAUUUUAUAAACCUGAGAGCUAUUGCAUGGCUGAAAUUUUCAACUUUUGUAUCAUUAAAAGUCCCUGCAAGUGGUAUAUAUUUCUAGACAUUUGCUAUGAUCAGUUAGAAAGGUGGGAAUAAUAGGUGGUGUAUGCGUAGUAAGUGUCAUGCUCGCAGAGUGCUAGUAUGAGUACUAUAUGGCGCUACAGACUGACAUGUAAUGAUUUUUACUGAUUGUAGGAAUUGGA
Suillus bovinus is the source of this 2953-nucleotide messenger RNA. RefSeq lists its product as uncharacterized. The transcript is spliced from 5 exons. The record is from RefSeq and is a predicted model, not a curated record. NCBI's taxonomy places the organism in Eukaryota, Fungi, Basidiomycota, Agaricomycetes, Boletales, Suillaceae. The coding region runs from base 90 to 2651 and encodes 853 amino acids.